Messenger RNA from Monosiga brevicollis MX1, 3231 nucleotides. RefSeq lists its product as uncharacterized. Gene Ontology annotation, biological process: actin filament organization; vesicle transport along actin filament. The record is from RefSeq and is a predicted model, not a curated record. Gene Ontology annotation, molecular function: ATP binding; microfilament motor activity; actin filament binding. The coding region runs from base 1 to 3231 and encodes 1076 amino acids. NCBI's taxonomy places the organism in Eukaryota, Choanoflagellata, Craspedida, Salpingoecidae. Gene Ontology annotation, cellular component: vesicle; cytoplasm; myosin complex. The transcript is spliced from 7 exons.
AUGAGUAUCAAACUUUUGAACCGCAUGAAAAAGCCCGUGGGCGUGGCUGACAUGGUCUUGCUUGAGGAUGUCUCGGAAGACGGCAUCGUCGAAAACCUCCAUGAUCGUUAUCUCAAGGACGAAAUUUAUACAUACAUCGGCAACGUGAUUAUUAGUGUGAAUCCUUACAAACAGCUGCAGAUUUAUGAUCGCGAGAUGAUUCUCGACUACGUCGGUCGCAACCAGUUUGAGGUGCCCCCUCACAUCUUCUCGCUCGCCGACCAGGCCUAUCGCUCCAUGGUCGAUAACAACAAGGACCAAUGCGUCAUUAUCAGCGGUGAAUCGGGGGCUGGCAAGACCGAGGCCUCAAAAAUCAUCAUGCGCUACGUUGCCGAAAUCACGGGCAAGGGUACCGACAUUGAUAGAAUCAAAGACCAGCUGCUCAAAUGCAACCCUGUUCUCGAGGCUUUUGGAAAUGCUAAAACCAAUCGCAACGACAACUCCUCACGCUUUGGCAAGUACAUGGACAUGCAGUUCAAUCACAACGGCGACCCCAUUGGCGGCGUCAUUACCGACUAUCUUCUUGAAAAGUCUCGCGUCGUGCAUCAGCAAGAAGGCGAACGCAAUUUUCAUGUGUUCUAUCAGCUCUUGCGCGGUGCCGACGAUGCAACGCUCAGCACCCUGCACCUCACACGAAAUGCAGAGGACUACUUUUACCUCAGUCAGAGCAGUUGUAACAAGCUCCCUACCAUGGACGACGCCGAGGAGUUUCGCACCGUGCUCGAGGCUUUUAGCGUGAUGGAAAUGACGGACAAGGAGCGGCAAUCAAUCUUCAGCCUCAUCGCCGUCAUUCUCCACCUGGGUAACAUUGACUUUCGUGGCUACAGCCUGCCCAACGGCACCCACGCCUGUGAAGUCAAGAAAUCGGACAGCUUGCGCUACGUGGCUCAACUCCUGGAGGCCGACGAGGCCGAUCUCAUCAAGGUCCUCGAAGUGCGAAAAGUUACCACGCGCCGCGAGGUCGUCGAGACCACACUUUCCGAGGACAACGCACGGGACAAUCGAGAUGCUCUGUGUAAAGCCAUUUACGCGCGCCUUUUCGAAUGGAUGGUCAAGCGGGUGAACAAAACCAUCGCCGUCAAGAACAAGCGGAUGAAGCGGCGUGGUAUUGCCACUCUCGACAUUUACGGCUUUGAGAUUUUCGACGACAACUCAUUUGAGCAGUUUAUCAUCAAUUACUGCAAUGAGAAGCUGCAACAAAUUUUCAUCGAGCUCGUCCUCAUGCAAGAGCAAGAUGAGUACGUGCGCGAAGGCAUUCCCUGGACUCACAUCGACUAUUUCGACAAUGCUGUCAUUUGCGAGCUCAUCGAGGGCAAGGGCGGCAUCAUGUCCAUGCUUGACGACACCUGCUUGCGCCCCGGCAAUCAAGAUGAUGGCAUCUUCCUCGAAUCGCUCAAUCGCACUCACAAAAUUGUUCAGCAUCGCCACUACGAGAGCCGCGCCAAAAGCGGCUUCUACUCGGAUAGUUCCAUGGGCCGGGAAGAUUUUCGCCUGGUCCACUACGCCGGCAAAGUCACGUACAAUGUGCAAGGCUUUGUCAUCAAGAACAAGGAUGCUCUUUUCGCGGAUCUGACUCAGUUCAUGUACAAUUCGUGCCGCCACAACCUGGGUAAAACCCUUUUCAAGGAUGGGCAGAUUUUGGGAGGCCAGACAGCCGGCAAACGCCCGGUGUCGCUUUCCAAGCAGUUUAUGUCAUCUGUUAGCGACCUCAUGAGCAACCUCAUGGCCAAGAAUCCGCACUACAUCCGUUGCAUCAAGCCCAAUGAGAAGAAACAGGCUCGCCUGGUGAACAUGGAGCGCCUGCGCCAUCAGGUCCGCUACCUGGGUUUGCUCGAAAACCUGCGCGUGCGUCGUGCCGGUUACGCCUUUCGCAUGGACUACGCCAAGUUUAUCGAGCGCUACAAGAUGCUGUCGAGGCUGACCUGGCCCAACUUUAAGGGCUCACCGCGCGACGGCGUCAAGUACAUUCUUGAGGACGGCUGUGAUCUGACCAAGUCUGAGUACACCUUUGGGCGCUCCAAGGUCUUCCUACGCAACCCCAAAACCGUGCUCAAGUUGGAGGACAUUCGUCGAGCCCAAGUCAUUUUGCUGACCACCAAGAUUCAGGCCAUCUACAAGGGUUGGCGGUGCCGUGUCGAGUACCAGAAGAAGCGCAACGCGGCCAUCACAAUCGCGUCCCGCUACAAAGGCUUCAAGGCUCGCGAGAAGUACAAUAACACCCGUAACGGUCUUAUCCUCAUCACCUCGUACUGGCGCAUGUGGCGCGAGCGCAAGCAAAUCACCGCGCACAUGGAGGCACUGGCGCGUGCUCGCGCCGCCGUAGUCAUCACUAAGCACGUCCGCGGUUGGAUCGUGCGUCGCCGUAUGGCCAAGCACUUUCGCAAAAACGCCGGCCCCGUGGUGCUGCAGGCACUCCUCGAGUUUCAGCGCCGAGCCUUUUUGCGAACCGCCGCGGCCAACCUGCCAUCGGCCUCGCCCAUUGCCCCUUGCCAGAUUGGUGCAGCGCCCAAGUUUCGAGCCACUGCAGAGUCCAUGGCCAAGUUUUACCAUGACUGGCGAUGCAAACUGUAUCGUGAUCGCCUACCCAAUUCCAAGCGCGACGCCCUGCGUCUCAAACUCCUUGCCUCCAAGCUUUUCAAAGGCCGCAAGCUGUCCUAUCCCAAAUCGGUACCCCUGCCCUUCAAGGGUGACUACGCUCACCUGCACGAGGGUGACAUGGCCUCCAAAUGGGCCAAGCUGACCACACAACACAACAUUGAUAAGGUCCUCUUCUCCUCCGCAGCGCGCAAGAUGCAUCGGUCGAAUGGUCAGCUGGUCGAUCGCUUUGUGGUGCUCACGGCCAACCGUCUGCUCAUCCUGGAUGACAAGCUACGCCUCAAGUACGACAUUCCCGUCAAUUCGGACACCAUUACGCGAGUCAGCUGCACCUCGCAGGGCGACAGCCUGCUCGUGAUCCACGUGGCUUCCAACAAGGAGAGCAAGGCGUUGUCCAAGGGCGAUCAUGUCUUGUACGUGGACGGUCUUAUCGAGCUCGUAACGCGUAUCGAUACGGUGUUCCGCAGCCAAAACGACCACAAACGACUCGAGCUUACCAUCUCUGAUAGCCUGGAGCUGCAUUUCAACGCACGCUCCACCUCACUUUCCAUCAACAAGGGCGAUGAACCACACAUGAUUCUGUGUGUGCCAAAAUGA